Punica granatum (pomegranate) is the source of this 3459-nucleotide messenger RNA. Lineage: Eukaryota; Viridiplantae; Streptophyta; Magnoliopsida; Myrtales; Lythraceae. The record is from RefSeq and is a predicted model, not a curated record.
CCAUCCCUCCCUAUACACAAUUCUCACAUCGAAUCGUAUAGAUCUAUUUAUGACAUUAUUAAAGCUCCUUUAUUCCAAUGAACGGAAGAGAUACCUGCACAUAGUGGUACCUUGGAUGAGAGAGGCUCUUUUCUUCUGAGCAUCUGCAAGUGACUGCAUUUUGUAGAGGGAGAAGAAUGUUUAAGUCAUGGAAAAGCGACAAGAGCAAGAUCAAAGCUGUGUUCAGACUGCAGUUUCAGGCAACUCAGGUGCCCAAGUUGAAGAAGCCCACCUUAACAGUAUCUCUGAUGCCGGACAAUGCGGGAAAGCCGACAGUGAAACUCGAGAAAGCCGUGGUUCAGGACGGGACUUGUGCCUGGGAGCAUCCUGUUUAUGAAACUGUGAAGCUCAUUAGGGAGUCAAAGACGGGGAAAAUCCAUGAGAAGAUUUACCACUUCAUCGUGUCAGCAGGGUCGUCGAAAUCAGGAUUUCUCGGGGAAGCCUCGAUUGACUUUGCAGAUUUUGCCGAGGAAACUAAACCUGUGACUCUCUCUCUGCCCCUGAAGUUUGCAAAUUCUGGUGCAAUUUUACAUGUCACAAUUCAGAAUAUGCAGGGUGCUGAUCAAAGAGAACUGGAAGAAUAUGGAGAUCCAAUUUCCACCAAUGACAAAUCCCUGAUGAAUCAACUGAGCAAUUGCAGCACAGAUGAUAAUAGCCAGCAUAACUAUCUUGAUGAUGAGCAGUUUGAUGAGAGCUUUCAACAAGAUUUGGAACGAAGCCUUGGACCAUGGAAUGGUCAAGGAGAAGUUGAAGCAGUUCCCAAGCAAAAUUCAGGGCCUCCAAGGAGAUCAUUUGGCACAAUGCUGACAAAGAACAACACGCAUAGAAGAUCACAGACCGAGUGGUCAUUGGGUUCAGCUUCUGAUGGGAGUUUUGGAGACUCAAUGAACAAUGGUGAUGCACAUGUCCCCAGAGAGAGGUUGCGGGAAUCUCCAAAUAAUUAUAUCGAGAAACUGAAGAAUGAAAUAGAUACUUUGACGAAGCAGUCGACGCUCUCCGAACUGGAACUUCAAUCUCUCAGGAAACAGGUUGUCAAGGAGACCAAAAGGGGUCAGAGUUUAUCAAUGGAAGUCAAUAGCCUUAAGGAGGAGAGAGAUAUGCUGAAGAAACAGUGCGAAGAACUUCAGUCUCCUACAUUAGAUUAUGAAAAGGCAGAAAAUUUGAGAGCACUACAGAUUGAGAAUGAGGAGACGAAGGCUCAACUAGAUGAAUUAAGAUACGAAUUCGAUCAUGAAAAAGAAUUGAAGGCGAACCUCCGGUUACAGCUGCAGAAAACACAAGAUUCAAACUCCGAGUUAAUUCUAGAACUCGCAGAUCUCGAGGAGGUGGUAAAGGAGAAAAAUAGAGAGAUAUCAAGCCUUUCCCUCAAGAUACAGAACUACAAGGAUCUUGAGGAGAUUGAGAAGAGAAAAUCCAAGUACAACAUGAAUGCUGAAGGAAAAGCCCGCUUGCAGCAAGAACUAUCUGAAGGGCAUGAUGGUGUUGAAGUCAGCAAGCUGAAGCAAAAGAUAGUCGAACUGUCUGAUGAGAUUGAGGUCUGCAAGAAACAGAAGGCAGAGCUAGAGACGCACUUGGAACAACUUACCCUUGACUGGGAGAUCUUAAAGCGAGAAAACGCUGAUAUCUCAACCAAACUGGAAGAAAUGAAUCUACAAGAAGAUCUAAAUGAGCAAAUGGAAUGCCCGAGAUGCAGAGGCAGCAUCAGAGAACGUGAGGCCCAAAUAGAGAAGUUAGAGGAAGUAGUCAAGAAGCAGGAAGAAGAACUCUCUGAAUCGUUGAUUUCCAUCAAUGAACUGGAAAUUCAGCUCAGGGGCCUCGAGAAAGAAAUGGAUCAGCAAGCUCGUGAAUUUGAACAAGAGUUGGACGCCAUGACUCGGGCCAAAAUCGAACAGGAGCAGAGGGCGAUAGGAGCAGAGGAGGCAUUGAGGAAAACCAGAUGGAAGAAUGCUGUCGCAGCUGAGAGACUUCAGGAAGAGUUUAAAAGGCUCUCAGUAGAAAUGACUUCCAAGUUCGAUGAGAAUGAAAAGAUGGCAGCUAAAGCAGUAGCGGAAUCUGACGAGCUCCGUCAACAGAAAAGAACUCUUGAAGAGAUGCUUCAGAAAGCCAAUGAAGAAGUAAGAUUAGUUACAGAUCAGAAUGCGGUAAAACUGCGAGAUCUUUACGAUCAAAUUGCUUCCAGAGCGAUGCAAAUAGAACAGAUGUCGGCUCAGUUAGAUAGCAAGGCCCAGCAACUUGAGCAUUCACAACAAGAGAACGAACGGAUAAGCAAGGCCUUCUCAAUGGAAAUACAGAAACUCAGCUCUGAAAUAGAAAACCUGAGAACUGAGAACUGUGAGUUGAAAGAACAGUGCGAAGAGAUGGCGAAGGUGAGAGAGGAUACAGAACGAGCCGACAGGGAGAUGCGCAUACAGAGAUGGAAUGCUGAAAGAGAUGACUUGCAGAGAAAAUUUGCUUCAGUGAAGAAGGAUGCUGAAGAAGCGGGGAAGGAACUGAUUUCUAUGAGGUCGCUGAAGGAAGAAAAGGAAAAGGUGCUCGAAAAUCUGGAGUCAGAAGUUCAAAGUCUCCUGGCUCAGCAAAAUGAUCUGAAGCAGAACUUGUUGAAGGAAGAAGUGGAGAAAGAGAAUUUGAGAAAGCAAAUCCACAAAUUACAGAGUGAGUUGAGGAGCAGAGAAGAGAAGAAUACUAUAACCGAGCGAAAAUUGAUGAACAACUGCAACCAAAAGCAAUCAAAUUCAUCCCAUUGCUAUCAAAAUGCUGUUGCUACUUUGAAGGGGAAAGUGGGUCUAUUAAAGGAACAGAUUGGACUAAACAGCAGCGCUGAAGCUUCAGCCUCGUCAUCGGGAAAUGAAGAUGGCCUCAAAGACAUCAUUAAAGAACUAGAGAGGAGCAUGGCACAUCUCAGAUUGUGUAACUUUUCAGCCGAUAAAUCUAAAAAGGGGGUCAAAAGUGCUGCCAGCGGAGAUAGUGAAGCAUCCCUCAAAAGGCAAGAAGAAGCCUGCUCAGAAAAAGGAAGCCAACAAUCCACUUCAAACACGAACGACAACUGCAACAUUAACGAGCUGCUGGCUGCGCUGAAAGUGUUCAAAGAAAGGAACAAACUCAUGGAGAAAGAGCUGAAAGACAUGGAAGAGAGAUACUCGGAGAUUAGUCUCAGAUUUGCCGAGGUAGAAGGUGAGAGGCAACAGCUUGUGAUGACCGUGCGGAAUCUCAAGAAUAGCAUGAAAAGCUGAGGAAAAGCACAAGGAAGCAUUUUGAUUACCCAUGUGCCAGAAUGAAGCAUGUGAAGACAGAUCGAUUUCCAACGGAAAGGAAGCUGUCUGACAGUGAGCAUAUUUUGAAAAUGUGGUAUAAAAGCCAUUUCUUGUAUACCAAAAUGAUAUUCUUUGGAAUGGAAAAAUUAAUAAUUAUUCGUUCUUCUUC